AUGCCGUCCGCAAUAACAGACGAAGGUCUGAAGUUCAAUACAAUUGAAGAGACUAUAGAAGCAUUCAGAAAUGGAGAAUUCAUCGUUGUGUUGGAUUCUCAGAACCGGGAGAAUGAAGGGGACUUGAUCAUCGCCGCCGAUGCGGUCACACCCGCAAAAAUGGCGUUCAUGAUCCGCUACACAAGCGGUUAUAUCUGCGCCCCAAUUCUCCCCGAGCUUGCUGCUUCUCUCGAUCUUCCGCAAAUGGUGACGGACAACACAGACCCUAACCGGACCGCAUACACAAUCUCAAUCGACUCAAACGACCCCUCCGUUUCGACUGGGAUAUCUGCCCGUGAUCGCUCUCUGACCUGCCGUAACCUUGCCUCCCCAGACGUCAAACCCACCGAUUUCCGGCGGCCAGGACAUAUUCUUCCGCUCCGCGCUCGACCCGGUGGUGUUCGUGAACGUAAUGGCCACACUGAAGCGACGAUAGAUUUCUGCAGAUUGGCUGGAAAACGAGAGGUGGGCGUGAUCUGUGAGCUUGUGGAAGAUGGUGACGAGAUUGCUCCCAAUGUUGCAGAGAGGACGGAUUGUUCGAUGAUGAGAAGAGAUGGGUGUCUGAGAUUUGGGAAGAGAUGGGGGCUGAAAGUUUGCACGAUUGAGGAUUUAGUGGACUAUUUGGAGAGGACGGAAGGAUCGCUUCCUACACUCAACGGGAAGCAUUGA
Molecule: messenger RNA, 708 nt
Organism: Coccidioides posadasii C735 delta SOWgp
Lineage: Eukaryota; Fungi; Ascomycota; Eurotiomycetes; Onygenales; Onygenaceae
Biological process (GO): riboflavin biosynthetic process
Cellular component (GO): cytosol
Molecular function (GO): 3,4-dihydroxy-2-butanone-4-phosphate synthase activity
Source: RefSeq, a predicted model, not a curated record